ACGAAACAUGUUGUGUUCGUGUCCCGGACGACCCGAUAAGUAAUACAUGAAAAAUGUUUCCUGAUAACUUUCGUACGCAUGUUCGUUCCUAAGGACCCCGCAUACGAUCAGAUUAACUGUGCAGUUUAUUUGUGUAAAUAACCGACUAUAAAUUGUACAGUUAUCUGAACUGAAAGUGUGUAGACUACUCGAAAAUGUUUUCUCAGUUAUAUCCACAGUUCUCUCAGUUUUCCAGUCCAGUAUAAUACGGAAAUCGUUCGGCUAGUGUACAGUUCGUGUUUCUAUGAUGGGUGACCGAAAAUGAAAAGCGGCCGUGCGUUGUUUGGUAGCAGAUUUUUUUUAUGAAAGACGAGACAAGACUGUGUGAACCGUGUGACUGUCUGAGCUAACAGCACGAUUUAUCGUUACAAAGUAGAACUUAUUACACGGGUCAAAAACCUGAGUGAAAAUCUUUCAAAACAGCGCAGUUACCUCAGUUAACCGCUCAGACAUGACGUCACGCAUGAUAAACUGCACGGUUAAACUGAUCGUGUGUGGGGCCCGCCCUUAAGUCCGUACGGAGUGGAAACAUCGAGUAGGAAUCGCGCGGUUACGCGGCCGCGGUUCUCAAAAUGACCCAGUCUUGUAUAUGAUAACGGAGGUCCGCGCUGAAUUCCCGCGACGCGCCGAGAUUAAAAUAUUACGUGAAACCGUACGUCGCAAUAAGGAGUGGCGGCGGCGACCAAUGGGCGGAGGUUCGCGCAACCGUGACGGUAUUUGUCCGAGACGGUAGACGGCGGCGAGUGUAAUCAUUUCCGCCGUAACACUCGUCGUCAACGCUCGCGUGUCCGUGACAAGUCUUCGAGAACAUAGCCGAAACCAUCGCAGCAGUCAAAUUCGUUACGAUUUAUCGUAUUAUUGUAACGACCGUCACCGAACGAACAGGACAAAGAUAUGGUCGACCGAACGGGAGGUAUAGGUGGUGGUAUGGACUGCGAAACCAGUAAUUUGGUUGGUCAGAGCAGCGAAAUCAGUGACAGUGGUUGCAGUAGUAGCUCCUCCAUUUUCAAUGAACUUGAGUUUGCGAUGUCCACUUCGAUCACAAAACCAGCUGCGACGUCACUACCACGAUUGAGAGUACUAUCGCUAUUCGACGGAAUCGGCACUGGAAUGUAUGCAUUGUCCGAGUUAAAAUUUGAUAUUGAAGUUUUUUACGCAAGCGAAAUAGAUGAAGAUGCAAUAAAGUUGACCAAACAUCAUUUCGGAGACCGUAUAACGCACCUGGGAUCGGUCACAGAAAUUAACGAAGACGUAUUGGAUAAAAUUGGACCUAUCAAUUUCCUUAUUGGUGGUUCGCCGUGUUCAGAUCUGUCCUGUGUCAAUCCUCUUAGAAAAGGAUUAUACGAUCCUACUGGAACCGGUAUUUUAUUUUUCGAUUACUACAAUAUUUGGAAUUAUCUGAAGAUUAAAAGUAAUAAAGAAAAAACACCGUUUUAUUGGAUAUUUGAAAAUGUUUCGGGCAUGGAAAUAAAAAAUAAAAAUAUUAUUUCGAAAUUUUUAAACAGCGAACCAUACGUCAUUGAUUCGCUACAUUUGAGUCCUCAGCGACGUAAGCGAUUUUUCUGGAACAAUUUACCGGGCAUUGAUAAUUUGGUUGAUAAACUACUACAUGAGACAAGAAAAAAGGAGCCUGUGUUAGACGAUUAUUUGACUAAAAAUUUGGGUCGUACAGCUAACGUUGACAAAAUUGGGACCAUUACAACUAAAAGAAACUGUUUGAAUGACGGUAGUUCAAAAGAUCCGGUGAGUCAAGAUGGUAUAAAAACUAAGUUAUACAUUACAGAACUUGAAUUAAUUUUUGGGUUUACUUCCCAUUACACUGAUGUCUGUGAUUUUAAUAUAAGCAAGCGGCAAAAGUUAUUAGGAAAAGCUUGGAGUGUUCCAGUUGUGAAAAAUAUUUUUCUUCUCUUACGUGACAUAUUUGCGAUGAAGGAUGAUGGAAUUGUUCAGUGAUGAUUUUUUUAAAUUACUUUUAACAUUCUUAUUAUUCAACAAAAGUUUUUACUUAUUGCCAUAACAUUUUAAGAUUUCUAUUAUUUGUAACAAAAUGUAUCUACAAACAUAAUGCUACGUAUUUAUUUAUUUUUUAUU
This is a messenger RNA of Sipha flava (yellow sugarcane aphid), 2130 nucleotides long. Its product is annotated as DNA (cytosine-5)-methyltransferase 3C-like. The record is from RefSeq and is a predicted model, not a curated record. The coding region runs from base 934 to 1992 and encodes 352 amino acids. Gene Ontology annotation, molecular function: methyltransferase activity. Gene Ontology annotation, cellular component: nucleus. NCBI's taxonomy places the organism in Eukaryota, Metazoa, Arthropoda, Insecta, Hemiptera, Aphididae. The transcript is spliced from 7 exons.